Messenger RNA from Symbiodinium natans, 582 nucleotides. The record is from the annotation of a GenBank genome assembly. NCBI's taxonomy places the organism in Eukaryota, Dinophyceae, Suessiales, Symbiodiniaceae.
AUGCUUGGCAGUCUCCACACUGUGGCCCGUAUGCCAAAAACAUCUACCGCGACGAGGCAUCGUGGGCGGCUGACCUUCCUGGCCCUGACCGUUUUGGUUGUUUCGGUCAACAAUGCGACCGGGGCCCAUGCUUGCCCACCAGUGGUGCUCGUGAUUACUCUGGGUGUUGUCCCUUUCAUGUUCUUGUCGUCCUGGUGCUUUCAUGAACGGCCUGGGAGCAGUUUGCUCAACAUCAACGAUGCCCGCUCGAGCGACAAGCUGCUGCAGCUGAUGAUUAUUUCGAUCAUUCUCGUGCAUUUGCUUCCUUUACUGAUGAUGGGCACGAAGCAAAGUAUCACGGAGAGUUUGUUUGACCAGGUUCUGCCGUACUUCGCGGCUUACUAUCCGCUGCUGGAUGACGCCGUCCUCGUCACCUCUCUGAUCAUUGUCUAUGGCAUUGCUGGCAUCGCAGUUACUGUUGCAUAUGGCACCUCGAUCACUCCAUCGAUGGCGUCGAUGAUUUGGCAGCAGGCAGCAUUUGCAGUCCUCAUCCGAUUUUUCAUCUACAUGCGAGAGUCGCGCUACUCGCAAGGAUCUUCAUAG